This is a messenger RNA of Gastrolobium bilobum, 3180 nucleotides long. Its product is annotated as sister chromatid cohesion protein SCC4. Gene Ontology annotation, cellular component: SMC loading complex; chromatin. Gene Ontology annotation, biological process: maintenance of mitotic sister chromatid cohesion; mitotic sister chromatid cohesion. Gene Ontology annotation, molecular function: protein binding; double-stranded DNA binding. NCBI's taxonomy places the organism in Eukaryota, Viridiplantae, Streptophyta, Magnoliopsida, Fabales, Fabaceae. The transcript is spliced from 13 exons. The record is from RefSeq and is a predicted model, not a curated record. Bases 94 to 2259 code for a protein of 721 amino acids.
UUUGGAGUGCGGUAGCUGCAAAUUGCAAUAGAGAGAGAGAGAGAAGAAAGGAAGAAAGGAUUAUGGAAAUGGAAUGGUUGGUGGGUUGAAGAUAUGGAGGCGGUGGCGGAGGGGCUUUGGGGAUUGGCAGAGUAUCACGAGAAGAGAGGUGAAAUCGGGAAGGCAGUCAAGUGUUUAGAAGCGAUUUGUCAGAGUGAGGUCUCUUUCUUCCCAAUCGUUGAGGUCAAGACUCGCCUCCGCAUUGCCUCACUCCUCCUCCAUUUUUCCCACAACCUCAACCACGCCAAGUCCCACCUCGAGCGUUCUCAAUUGCUUUUGAAGUCUAUACCGUCUUGCUUUGAUUUGAAGUGCCGGACCUAUAGCUUGCUCAGCCAGUGCUACCAUCUCGGUGGAGUCAUACCACCUCAGAAGCAAGUCUUAUACAAGGCCCUCCACCUUACCGCAUCUGCUCCGCAUGAGAUUUCAAUGAAGUUGUGGUCUUGCAACUUCAAUUCACAACUUGCAAAUGCUUUGUUAAAUGAAGGAGACCACCGGGGUUCAAUCUCUGCCUUGGAGUGUGGAUACGUCUGUGCUACUGAAGUAAGCUACCCGGAGUUGCAGAUGUUUUUCGCCACUUCAAUAUUGCACUUUCACCUCAUGCAAUGGAACGAUGAUAAUUUGGUUGAGCAAGCUGUUAAUAAAUGUAAUGAGAUUUGGGAGUCAAUUGAGCCAGAUAAAAGACGACAUUGCCCCGGAUUACACUUUUAUAAUGAAUUACUGCACAUAUUCUAUCGAAUGCGGCUAUGUGAUUACAAGAAUGCUGUGCCCCAUGUAGACAAUCUGGAUGCCGCCGUGAAGGCUGAUAUGCAGCAAACACAACAUAUGCAAGAGCUAGUGAAGGAGCUUAACGCUCUAGAUCAAAGUCUCUCGCGGUCUGACCUUCACUACAGGGAUAGGGUAGCACUAUCGGAAAAGCAAGCAAUGGUUCAAGAGCAAUUGAGAAACAUGAAUGGAUUGGGUUCAAUUGGGCUGGAAUCUCUGGAACCAGUACAUUUUGGGAAUGUCAGAAGGGCACUAGGCGAUAAGCUUCUGUUAGCACCUCCUCCUAUUGAUGGUGAAUGGCUUCCUAAAGGUGCUGUCUAUGCAUUGGUUGAUCUAAUAUUUGUUAUAUUUGGGCGCCCGAGAGGACUUUUUAAGGAGUGUGGAAAGCGCAUACAGUCUGGGAUGCAUAUAAUUCAAGAUGAGUUAUUGAAAAUAGGAAUUACUGAUGGUGUAAGAGAAGUGGACUUGCAACAUUCUUCUAUCUGGAUGGCUGAUGUGUACUUAAAGCUACUAAUUCAGUUUCUUGAAAACAAAGUGGCCAUAGAGCUCACACGAGCAGAAUUCGUUGAAGCACAAGAGGCUUUAGUACAGAUGAAAAACUGGUUCAUACGGUUUCCAACUAUAUUAAAGGAAUGUGAAUGCAUUAUUGAGAUGCUUAGAGGUCAAUAUGCUCAUUCUGUUGGCUGUUAUAGUGAAGCUAUUUUUCAUUAUAUUGAAGCAGUAAAGCUUACAGAGAGCAAAUCAAUGCAAGCUAUGUGCCAAGUUUAUGCUGCUGUCUCUUAUAUCUGCAUUGGCGAUGCUGAAUCUUCUUCACAGGCACUUGAUUUGAUUGGGCCAGUUUAUGGGGCGAUAGAUUGUUUUGGAGUUAGAGAGAAAACAGGUGUUCUUUUUGCUUAUGGUCUUUUAUUGAUGAAGCAACAGGAUCUACAAGAAGCAAGAAACCGCUUGGCUAGGGGAUUGCAGCUGACACAUGCUUAUUUGGGGAACCUUCAACUUGUUUCCCAAUAUUUGACGAUCCUUGGCAGUUUGGCCCUUGCAUUACGUGACACUGCACAAGCCAGGGAGAUAUUAAAAUCAUCUUUGACCUUGGCAAAGAAGCUUUAUGAUGUUCCAACUCAGAUUUGGGUUCUAUCUGUUUUGACAGCUUUAUAUAAAGAAUUAGGGGAAAGGGGAAACGAAAUGGAGAAUGCUGAGUAUCAGACAAAAAAAUUAGAAGAUUUGCAUAAGAGACUUGCUGAUGCACAUGCAUCCAUUUAUCAUAUUGAAAUAAUUGACAAAGUAAGAUUUGAAGUUCACCAAUUUCAUGACUUGGACAUCAAACGUGCAAUGGCAGGCCCAACUAUGGGAGUGAAUCUUGACAUCCCAGAAUCUAUUGGUCUGUCAGCACCCUUACCUGCUCCAUCAUCAUCAAGGCUAGUUGAUAUAGACACCAGAAGACGUGGGAAACGGAGAAUUUAGUCCUUUUCUAUGCAGGUGAACCCAGUAUAAUCUUGUGAAUUAAUUACAGGCAAUUGUUCCAAGGUCAGCGGGUUGUAAGAGUUUGGCAGAUUGGGUUUCCAGCUUACCACUUACCAGCAAGGCUUUCUAUCAUGUGCAUCUCUGUUUAAGAUUCUGUACAGAUAAUUAGGAUGUUACUCAUAAGUUAUAGGAUAGAAUAGUUGGAAAAACUCAUGUGGUAACAUUAAAAUAGGUGGUUGUUGUAUCAAAAAUUGAAACAUUAGAAUAGGUUUUGUAUGGCAGUUCUGUUAGGAUUAGGAUUUAUUGUGUUUGAUUCAGCUGUUUAUAGCGGUCGUUUUCUAUUCACGGAAGUUAAUUUGCUUUCCUAUAUCGAGAUGUCAUACUAGAAAUCAAUUGCAGAAGUUUUAGUAAAAGAGAAUCUCAUGUACACCAUGUUUGGAUGAAAAUGCUUAUUCUUUGACAAAAAUGAAACCUUGUGAUUGUAUCAUUCAUGGUUGUGGCAGAUCUACUUAUUUAGAAAGGAGCUUCAUUUUCCCUAUAUCCUUUUGCCGUCCGUGUUCAGUGCAAUGCAGUAUGGAGCAUCAGCUGCUUGACAUUUCGAGUCUAAGAUCAUUGACAAUAUCCUUGUGGAAAAUUGAGUAAAUGUCAUCGUAGAGAGCGCAAGAGUAUGUUUGAUUCUUAAGGAAUAAAAUCACUGCAAACAAAGAAUUUUGGGGAUCACCAUUAUCAAGGCCACGGGUUGAGAGGUCAAGGAAAUAGUAAUCUUGACGUCUGAGGAAUGUGAAGUCAACAGCCAUUAAGUGGUCAUGCCUCCUUCAAGGGGAGAGUAGAUGGUAAGGGUUUUGUGCUCUUGCUUCUACAUCUGGAAGCCAACGUCCAAGAUCCUAUCAAGUCCUAUUAGAAUCGAUUUGAUUGGGUAGA